Molecule: messenger RNA, 1271 nt
Organism: Paramecium primaurelia
Lineage: Eukaryota; Ciliophora; Oligohymenophorea; Peniculida; Parameciidae
Source: the annotation of a GenBank genome assembly
AUUCGUCAUCCGAUUUUUAUUAAUGAAUGUUUUGGUGAAUGCUUACAACCCUACAAUUUAUGAAUUAUCUUUGAGACCUUGGCUUUAUGAAUUAACAAAUAAAUAUGGAAAAAAGAUUAGUAAAUUAAAUGAUAUUCCAAUGGAAGAAUUUCAGAAUCUUAAAAAUAUUGGUGUUGAUUAUGUUUGGCUCAUGGGUGAGUAUUAAUGUUAAUUUAGGUAUUUGGUAACUUGGAAAAUAUGGAUUAGACUUUGAUAAGGCUCAUGCAAAUGAUUAUAAGUCUAAUUUACCUGACUUUACUAUAGAUGAUGUCAUAGGUUCCCCUUAUGCCAUUACUGAAUUUGUUUGUAAUUCAGAACUAGGUACAGACUAAGACAUUAUAAAUCUGAGAAAGAAACUUAAUGAUAUGGGAUUAAAACUCAUGCUAGAUUUUGUUCCUAAUCAUUCUGCAAUUGAUAGUCCAUAUAGAACAUCACAUAUUGAUUAUUAUAUUAGAGCCCCUCCUAAUACACCAAAGCCUUAUGACUCUGAAUACUAUUUACCUGAUGGUGUAAGUUAUGGUGGUGAUUAAUGGGAUGGAUUUUGGAAAGACACUGCUUAAUGGAAUUAUUGGAAUUAAGAUACUAGAAAUUAUCUUAAAUCUGUAGUAAAGAAGAUAGCUUCUAUGUCAGAUGGUAUGAGAUGUGAUAUGGCUAUGGUUAUAUUGAAUGAUCUCUUUUACAAUAAGUGGAAACCUUAAUUAGAUGCUUGGGGUUAUAAAAGACCAUCAACUGAAUUUUGGUCUGAAGCUAUAAAGGAAACCAAAUAAUAAUAUCCAAAUGUAAUUUUCUUGGCUGAAGUAUAUUGGGGAAAAGAAUAGGAUCUAAUAAAUUUAGGAUUUGAUUAUGUAUAUGAAAAAUGGUUAUUGGAUCAAUAAGCUACUUUAGAUGUAGGAAAGGUUAGACCCAUUUUAUCUAAUUUAAAUUUAAAUGUAUUUAAUUUAUUUUAAUAAUAGUAUGCAUCUCAUUCAAAUCAUUUUGUUGAAAAUCAUGAUGAACCAAGAGCUAUAAAAAAGUUUAGUGGCAAGGAUUAUAUUUCUUGUGUAGCUGCAUUAAUGAGUUACUCUAUUCCAGGAGCAAGAUUUAUUAAUCAUGGUUAAUUGGAAGGAUUGUCUAAUAAAUUAGAUGUUCAUUUAAGAAGNUUUAAAAUAUUAAAAUCAUUUCAUUUAUUUAACAAUUAUAGAAUUAUGAACAAAUUAAUAAAGCAAAAAAUUGAUUUUUAUUAAUUAAUAUGA